AGCAGCGGAGAAAAGAGACAGACAGAAAGAAAGAGAGGGAGCGGAGUGACGGAGCGAUAUCGUUGUAUUUUACAUGAUUAAAACACUACAGGAGGAGGAACACGCUCACGGAUCAAUAGACACAUAUCAGAAACACACAGUCCGUCAUGGAGUCCUAUGACAUUUUAGCCAACCAGCCGGUGGUGAUCGAUAAUGGUUCUGGGGUGAUCAAGGCUGGAUUCGCUGGAGACCAGAUCCCCAAAUACUGCUUCCCCAACUAUGUCGGGCGUCCCAAGCAUGUCCGCGUGAUGGCAGGAGCCUUGGAGGGAGAUAUGUUCAUCGGACCCAAGGCAGAGGAGCAUCGGGGCUUGUUGUCGGUGAGAUAUCCGAUGGAGCACGGCAUCGUGAAGGACUGGAACGACAUGGAGAGGAUCUGGCAGUACGUUUACUCCAAAGAGCAGCUGCAGACUUUCUCCGAAGAGCAUCCUGUUCUGCUGACCGAGGCUCCUCUCAACCCCAGCAAGAACAGAGAGAAGGCAGCAGAGGUUUUCUUUGAGACCUUCAACGUUCCCGCUCUCUUCAUCUCCAUGCAGGCUGUGCUCAGUUUGUACGCUACAGGUCGUACCACCGGUGUUGUGUUGGACUCCGGAGACGGCGUAACCCACGUGGUGCCGAUCUACGAAGGCUUCGCCAUCCCUCACUCCAUCAUGCGGGUGGACAUCGCUGGUAGAGACGUCUCGCGGUACCUCCGUCUGCUGCUACGCAAGGAAGGCUACAACUUCAACACCUCCGCAGAGUUCGAGGUGGUUCGCACCAUCAAAGAGAGAGCCUGUUAUCUCUCCCUCAACCCCCAAAAAGACGAGACUUUAGAAACAGAGAAGGCUCAGUAUGUUCUCCCCGAUGGAAGCGCUUUGAAUAUCGGUCCGGCGAGGUUCCGCGCUCCAGAGCUGCUGUUCAGACCCGACCUGAUCGGAGACGAGAGCUCGGGGAUCCACGAGGUUUUGGCCUACGCUAUCCAGAAGUCUGACAUGGACCUGCGACGCACACUUUUCUCCACUAUAGUGCUGUGUGGAGGGUCGACACUGAUCAAAGGUUUUGGAGAAAGACUACUAACUGAAGUCAAGAAGCUGGCACCCAAAGACGUUAAGAUCAAGAUCUCUGCUCCACAGGAAAGGCUCUACUCAACAUGGAUCGGCGGCUCCAUCUUGGCGUCGUUGGACACCUUUAAGAAGAUGUGGGUGUCGAAGCGUGAAUACGAAGAAGACAGAGCGCGUGCCAUCCACAGGAAGACCUUCUAAGUUUUGGGUGGAGAGGGAGCCAAAAACAUCCUGCGAUCUCCCCUCCUCCUCUUCCUCCUCCAACCCCCCACCUC
This is a messenger RNA of Scomber japonicus (chub mackerel), 1351 nucleotides long. It is a transcript of the gene actr1b, whose product is annotated as actin related protein 1B. The transcript is spliced from 11 exons. Lineage: Eukaryota; Metazoa; Chordata; Actinopteri; Scombriformes; Scombridae. The coding region runs from base 147 to 1277 and encodes 376 amino acids. The record is from RefSeq and is a predicted model, not a curated record.